AUGCACAAUUGUUCAAAUGUUCAAAAUCAAUCACAAAAUAGUCUUACUAAAAAACAUAGAUCCAAUGAUGUUUUUCAUAUGAAUCAUAACAAUCUUAUUGAUUCUCAAAUACACCACGAUCCAAAUUCAAAUGUUACUUUCCAUCAAAAAAUCCAGAAACACCAUCAUGUUCCACCACCAGUAUCAUCUAACAUGCAACUCGUCAACUCAUCAUCUUCAUCUGUACGUCGUGUUCAUUCAUCAAAUGAUUCUGUUACACCUCAUCACCCUCAACAAUCAAAAGAUAUUCCAACAUUCGAUGGUACUCGUACCUCAACAACAUUUUUGACUUCAUCUCAUCCAAAUGCUAAUGAUUCUCCUAUUGCUCAAAAUGAUCAUCAUGUUAACAAUGUUGGACAACAAAAUUACCAUCAUCAACAGACUUUAAUUACAAAUGAAUUAACUCGUUAUGCUCUAACCAGAAAAUAUAUUUAUGAUAUAUCCAAUUUUCCACCUCUUCCAACUGCACAAGUUUUAACAAAUAACCCGAUGAUGAUCAAACUUGAUGAUCUGAUGACAAAAAUGUCGGAAAUCAAGGAUCAAAUUUCAAAUGUAGCAUUGAAAUAUGAAAAAUUUGAACAAUUCAUAUUAGAAAAAAAUCAAAAUGAUAAACGUAUUGAAGAACAUCUAGAUACAGUAACAAAAAAUACUGUUGCUUUAAAAAAAGAUGUUGUACAACAUUCAUUAUCAGUUGAACGUCACGAAAACUUAUUUAUGAAAGUAUUACUUCCAAUAUUUGAAGAUUUAUUUACUGUUAUAUGCACACAAAAUCAAGAUAAGAAAGGUAAUCCACUUGAUGCUGAUCUUAAAUACAAACUUGAACGCUAUCGUGUUCAAAUGAAGAAAGCAAGUGAAGGUAAACUUUUUUUCUAA
Rotaria sordida is the source of this 912-nucleotide messenger RNA. The record is from the annotation of a GenBank genome assembly. Lineage: Eukaryota; Metazoa; Rotifera; Eurotatoria; Philodinida; Philodinidae.